Molecule: messenger RNA, 2146 nt
Organism: Cyprinus carpio (common carp)
Lineage: Eukaryota; Metazoa; Chordata; Actinopteri; Cypriniformes; Cyprinidae
Product: olfactomedin-4-like
Biological process (GO): signal transduction
Source: RefSeq, a predicted model, not a curated record
GCAUUUUGUACACCCUAUAAAAGACUAAAAAAAAAGCUCAAUGUGCUAAACCUUUGAACUUGAGAAAUAAAUCUUCAAGACGCUGUCAGUCCAGUUCAGCGUCAGUUAGACAGUGAGACAAAAUAUGAAAAUUAAAAGCUAACUCUGUUGCAAAACUAAUGUCGAAACUAAUUACUCAUGGACCAUCCAAAGGUGUCCACAGAGAUAAGAUGAAGAUUGCAAAGGGUCACCCAAAGAAAUUAAGAAAUCUGUCUCGGUUUUUAUUAGUUAUUUCAUCAUAAUGAUAUGGCUUUAAAACUCUGCUGCUGCCACACAAGUUGUUUAAGGUUAUAGUGUCCCUUUGCAACUUUAGAGAUGAGUCAGUCCCAUAUAUUCAUUUUGAUGAUUGUCAUCCCAUUAAGUUUCUCUCAGUCAGCAACAGGGAAAGAAUGUGUGUGCGAUCUAAAAAAUUUAGAUCCUCCUUUUCCUAAAGAUGAACUUACAAAAGUAGAGACUGCUGUCUUGAAAUGCAUUGGGAGCAUCACUUCAGAAAAGAUGACAGACUUAGACAGACUUGUGUUGGGUCUACAACAACGUAUCAAGCAACUAGAGGACGAUGUGGUCAUGCUGGAAAAAGCAAACAGCAAUCUGUAUGCGGCCGUGUCUCUGCGCAUCAUUGAGUUAGAGUUUGGCGAAAUUCAAGACCUCCUCAACAAACUCAACAGGACCACCAGCGAUUACCAUCAUCAAGGUGUACAGGCUGCAGCUCAGCUUGAUGAUAUGAAGGGUGCAAUGGUGGAGUUGGAGAAGUUUGACAAAAUGCAAGUGAUUAAAAAGUAUCGAGAGAACCAAAUGAAGAAGACGUUGGAACAGUGCAAAGAUGAGCUCAAGGCUUCAUCACCACCUCCUACAGCUUCCCCAGGACGCUGUGGUCUGGGUCAAAUGGUCAAUGUGGCAGGACCUAGAACAUCUUCCAUCACACCAUACAGCACCUCCUAUGCUUAUGGUGCUUGGGGUCGAGAUAUGAAGCCCGCUCCAGGAGACGAGAACAAGUACUGGCUGGUGGUGCUGACAAGUAGUAACGUAUAUGGCUACUAUGUCCGCCAGUACAGCACCUUGAGUACUCUUUUAUUAGGUUUAGGACUAAAAGAUACAUACAUAUCAAACUCUAAUCCCACAACAAACACAAUUCAGGGGCCAAACAUGGUCAUGUACAGCAAUGCGCUCUACUAUAACUGUUACAACACAUACUCUGUCUGUCGGUUCAACAUGACGACUCGUGCUAUCAGUACUGUGGCUUUACCUAGUGAUACAGGUUACAACAACAAGUUUCCAUUUGGACACCUCGCCACAUCAUACAGCUAUACUGAUAUGGAUUUUGCCACAGAUGAAUCUGGGGUCUAUGUCAUAUAUGGAACUACAAGCAACUUUGGAAAUGUGGUUAUCAGUAAAAUCGAGACGAGUAACCCCCCAGUUUUGGGCCAAACUUGGAAAACCUCUUUGUACAAAAUAACUGCCACAAACACUUUCAUGGUGUGCGGUGUGCUUUAUGCUACUCGUUACCUGGAUAAAGAAACAGAACAGAUCUUUUACUCCUAUGACACCAAAACAAACAAAGAGCGCUAUGAUUUGAAAAUUAAAUUUAAGAAGAUGCAGACUAAUAUUGAGUUUCUUAACUAUGACCCCAGAGAUCAUUUGCUGUAUGUCUACAGUGACGCCUAUAUUCUAACUUAUGAGCUCAUCUUUCAGUAGAUCUCUAAGUCAGUAUACUAAAAGGUUUUGAGAUUUAGCAACAUGCAAAAGCUUACAUGCAAAAACAAACAAGGGGACUGUGUUAUCAGAACAAUUGUAUAAUAUAAUGUCCAAUUACUAUUUACAGUAAUUUCAAAAGUACUUUCCUAUCACCAGUGGGGUAUGUACAUUUACUGUAAAUAAAUAUGAUUUUACAUAUUUUAGAUGCCAGAACUGCUUGUUUUGUGGAGGAAAAGCAUGUGUUUUUAUGUACUGCUCAUUUUGGUUAAUGGAAUCAAAUCAGAAUGAAAUUAAAUGUUAGUGCUGGAAAACCUACAAACACAGAUGCAAACACAUUAUGGCUGAUUUAAACAUUCAUAUGCAGAUUUCAAAUAUGAAAUGCACACACAAACAUGCGGGUUAUGUAAUAUUCCAA